CACGCUGCCUGCCGGCAAAGCUCCGCCGUGGCCAUGGCUCCUGGAGAGAAGAUCAAGGCCAAGAUCAGGCAGAACCUGCCCGUGCGAGGCCCGCAGGCCCCCACCAUCAAAGACCUGAUGCACUGGUACUGCAUGAACACCAACACCCACGGGUGCCGCCGCAUCGUGGUGUCGCGCGGCCGCCUGCGGCGCCUGCUGUGGAUCCUGCUCACGCUGACCGCGGUGGCGCUCAUCGUCUGGCAGUGCGCCCUGCUCGUCUCCUCCUUCUACACCGUCUCCGUCUCCGUCAAGGUCCACUUCCAGAAGCUGGAUUUCCCCGCGGUCACCAUCUGCAACAUCAACCCCUACAGGUACAGUGCUGUACGUGACCUUCUGGCCGACUUGGAUCAGGAGACCAGAGGGGUUUUGAGGACCCUGUACGGCUUUUCAGAGGUUCAGUCCCGCAAACGCCGUGGGGCAGAGUCUGAAAAUCUGGCCUGGGAAGGCAUCCGGCCCAAAUUCCUCAACAUGAUCCCACUGCUGACCUUCAGUGACAAGGAGAAGGGCAAGGCCAGGGAUUUCCUCACCGGCCGAAAGCGGAAAGUCAGCGGGAACAUCAUUCACAAGACUUCCAACGUCAUGCAAGUCCACGAGUCUAAGAAAACGGUGGGAUUCCAACUGUGUCCCUCCAACAAUACCUCCAAGUGUGCCACUUACACCUUCAGCUCGGGCGUCAAUGCCAUCCAGGAGUGGUACAAGCUGCACUACAUGAACAUCAUGGCUCAGGUGUCUCUGGAGAAGAAAAUCAACAUGAGCUACUCUGCGGAGGAGCUGCUGGUCUCCUGUUUCUUUGACGGGAUGUCCUGCGAUGCCAGGAACUUCACGCUUUUCCACCACCCCAUGUAUGGAAACUGCUACACGUUCAACAACAGAGAAAACGAGACCACGCUCAGCACCUCCAUGGGGGGCAGUGAGUACGGGCUGCAAGUCAUCUUGUACUUGGAUGAAGAGGAGUACAACCCCUUCCUGGUGUCCUCCACGGGGGCUAAGGUGCUGAUCCACCAGCAGAAUGAGUAUCCCUUCAUUGAAGACGUGGGUACAGAGAUCGAGACUGCUGUGUCUACCUCCAUAGGAAUGCAUCUGACGGAGUCCUUCAAGCUGAGCGAGCCCUACAGCCAGUGCACAGAGGAUGGGCAUGACGUGCCCGUGGAGAACAUCUACAACGCCUCCUACUCCCUCCAGAUCUGCCUUUACUCGUGCUUCCAGUCCAAGAUGGUGGAGAAGUGCGGGUGUGCCCAGUACAGCCAGCCGCUGCCGCCCAACGCCAACUACUGCAACUACCAGCAGAACCCUAACUGGAUGUAUUGUUACUACGAGCUGUACCAGGCCUUCGUUAAGGAAGAACUGGACUGCCAGGCGGUGUGCCGGGAAACGUGCAGAUUUAAGGAAUGGACACUGACCACCAGCCUGGCCCAGUGGCCAUCUGAGGUUUCAGAGAAAUGGUUGCUGCGUGUUCUCACCUGGGACCGAGGCCAGCAAAUAAACAAACAGCUCAACAAGACAGACUUGGCCAAACUGCUGAUAUUCUACAAAGACCUGAACCAGAGAUCCAUCGUGGAGAGCCCGGCCAACAGCAUCGAGGUGCUUCUUUCCAACUUCGGAGGCCAGCUCGGCCUGUGGAUGAGUUGCUCCGUCGUCUGCGUCAUCGAGAUCAUCGAGGUCUUCUUCAUCGACUUCUUCUCCAUCAUUGCCCGCCGCCAGUGGCAGAAAGCCAAGGAGUGGUGGGCCUGGAAGCGGGCACCCCCCUGCCCCGAGGCGCCCCGCAGCCAGCAAGGCCAGGACAAUCCGGCCCUCCACGUAGACGAAGACCUGCCCACCUUCACGUCUGCUCUGCACCUGCCUGCAGCCCCAGGGGCCCAGGUGCCCGGCACGCCGCCCCCCAGAUAUAACACCUUGCACUUGGAAGGGGCCUUCUCCAGCCAGCUCCCAGACACUCAGGUGCCCAAUGAGCCUUGAGACAGGGUUGGGAAAGAGAUCUAGUCAGGACUGCCAGGCACGGUCUAAGGACUUAGGCCUCGUCUCCCAGUGGCAGAGGGCACCUCCUGUCUCCGUUCUGGGCUUUGGAAACACUGCCUAAAAGCCUGCUGUGGACAAGCCGGGGAUGGGCAUGGGCAGGAGAAGCCACUGGGCCCUGCCCAGCAGUACAGCUGGCCAGGAUGGGCUAGAUCCUGUGGCCUGAACUCGGCGCGUCCACAUGAGGAAGACUGCAGGCCAAAGCAAUGGUGCCGUCUGGUGCGGGCCCAAAGUGAGCUCUUUGCUGGGUGCUGAGAGAGAAUGACGCCUCCAGAGCCCCGAGCCAGUGUUCCGCCCGCACCCGGGGCCUCACCAGAGCCAGAGGAUGUGGCUUCAGGUAGCAAAGCUACGACCUGAUGCCAAAGAUAAAAGACAGUACUAGCUGCGGUGCCUACACUGUCCUGGGUCACUGACACCGGGGCAAGGGGUCCUCUGUACCCUCAGGCCCGGACCUGGCCCAGGCCCCAGGAGUGUGUGUGGGAAGGGGUGCAGUGCAGGGAGGCGUAGGGUGUGGCAGACGGCAGGGCUGGGGCCACGGCCCAGUCAAAGGACGUGCGUGAACACUCCUGUCCAGUGGGGUCCUCGUAACCUGACCUCGGCUGCUGCUCUUCCUGACCCGUUCAGCAAGCACCCCUGCGUGGCGCAGUGGCGCACACCUAUAAUCCUAGCACUCCAGGUGGCUGAGGCGGGAGGUUGCAAGAUGGAAAGCACCCUGGGCAGUUCACCUACUUAGAGAGACCCUGUCUCCAAAGGGAAAAUUAAAAAGGGCGAGGGAUGUAGAAGGCCUGGGUUUCUAUCCCUAGUACCGCAGAGAGUCAGACCUUCCUCUACGGCCAUCGUCAUAGCCUGCGCGCACCAACGAGCCAGCCACUGUGAGAUCCCACAGAGCACCACGUUCACCUCCGAGCUCAGGGUCAGCGCAGGGGCAGUGUGCUGGGCGCUGUCUCAGCACUUCUCUAAGCCAGCCUGGGGGACGACAAACUGUUGCCCACGGGCUACGUCCUGCUUCUGUUUGUAAACCAGGAAUAGUUUUCCCCGCUUUUAAAUAGCUAAAAAAAAAAAGUGUGUGUUUGUGUGUAUAUGUGUGUAUAUGUGUGUGAGAGACCCAACAUAAUGAUAUGAUGUGCAAAUUUCAGUGUCCAGAAAUAAAGUUUUAUUGGCACACUGUCACAUCCACA
This is a messenger RNA of Chinchilla lanigera (long-tailed chinchilla), 3230 nucleotides long. It is a transcript of the gene Scnn1g, whose product is annotated as sodium channel, non voltage gated 1 gamma subunit. The record is from RefSeq and is a predicted model, not a curated record. Gene Ontology annotation, cellular component: membrane. Lineage: Eukaryota; Metazoa; Chordata; Mammalia; Rodentia; Chinchillidae. Gene Ontology annotation, biological process: sodium ion transmembrane transport. Gene Ontology annotation, molecular function: ligand-gated sodium channel activity.